UAAAAACAAACAAAAUAAAACAAAACGAUUGGAAAAACACAAAAUUUCAAUUAUGGAAGAAGAAAUAAGUUGCAAAGAAUCAUAUUUGGAGGAGCCGUUCGAAAGCUUCCAGCUUCAUUGUGAGGAGAUGGAGAAUCAGAAAAAGCUGCUCUUCUCUAAGAAUGAGGCGAAGGAGACGGACAUGGCAGAAGGGAACAAGCUUCUGCGGAUGUCUGUGGCUGCAGAAAAGGAAAGCGUGGAUGAGUUGUUGGACUGGCUGGAAGCUCAGCAGACGGUUAAACAGGCUGCUGAGGCUGAGCAUCUGCAGCUCAGCCAGCAGAAGCAGGAUCAGGACGACGACCUCCUGGAGCAGAACGUGAUGCAGUCCAUGGCUCUGAAGGAGCAGGAGGAGCAACAGAUGGAGGUGAUGCAGCAGCUGUCAACACUGGAACUGAAGGAGAUGCUGUUCUCUCAAGAGGAAGACCAGGAAGCUGAAAUCCACAAGCGGGAGACAGAAAUAAAGUCAACGAGGGAAAACAGGACAUUCAAAGAUAUGCAGGAAAAAAUGGAGGCUGCUGUGACGAAAACACCAAGAAUUCUUCCAGAUGACAGGCAUCAGCACUGGGAUAGGCUGGCAUGUAUCCAGCAGUUGGAGAAUGAAGCUGCCAUCCUGCAGGAGGAGGAAGAUGCUGCACAAGCUAGAGCCACACACAUGCAGCGAAGUUAUGAUGAGCUGUCGAAAGAGCUCUCCAAAACGAUGGAGCGGAAAAUCCAGCUGAAUGUGGAGAUGAAGCAACUUUGGAGGAUGUUACAACAACAAAUAGAGGACAGCGUGGAUUUCAGCGCUCAGCCGAGCUCCCCGACGGAGACGGAGGAUCCCGGCCAGAGUCUGAUCCUGGUAUCUGAGGGUACCAGCCGAGGUGAAGAGGCCAACUCAGCUCAACUAGAGGCUGAGCUACAGAACGGAGAGAAGAGGAGGAGAGAAGUGGAGGAUGAGAAGCAGGAAGCAGCCAUCAUUCUCAGAUACAUCCUCCUGAGCAAGUCUGACUCCCAGUGGAUGACUGAGAGGCUGCUGGAGAUCCUGGAUAGCUGCUCUCCGGCCGUUAGCAGCCAGGACGAGGAGCUGCACACUGGAAACAGCCGAGACCAUGUGAUGUAUGAGACGGGUCAUCCUGCAGCAUCCUCUAAAUGUUCGGCUGGAAAACGCAUCAUGGCAGCAGAAUGAUGGUCUGGCUGCUGCAUCGUGCCGAACAAAUUUACUCAGCCAGGAGGAGCCCUUCGGGUGUGG
Messenger RNA from Melanotaenia boesemani (Boeseman's rainbowfish), 1267 nucleotides. RefSeq names its product zinc finger protein 853-like. The transcript has 9 exons. The record is from RefSeq and is a predicted model, not a curated record. The coding region runs from base 53 to 1204 and encodes 383 amino acids. Lineage: Eukaryota; Metazoa; Chordata; Actinopteri; Atheriniformes; Melanotaeniidae.